GUGGGGGUGACAGCGGGACAGGCCGCGGCAGCACCGGGCGGGCGGGCGGGGGAGCGGCGCUAGGACCCGGCGCGGCGGGGCCCGCCCGGAUUCCAGGCUGGCUCCCGGUGUGACGUCACGCCCGGUCCCGGCCCCUCGCGCUCGGGAAAAUGCUGCUCUCGGUGCCGCCGCGCUCGGGGCUCCCCGCCUUCGCCUACAACAAGGGCGGCAAGAAGCAGCCCUAUGUGCCCCGGCCCAGCCCCUGGGACCCCCCAGCCCCAGCCCCGCCGGGGGGGCCCCCGGACCAGCUCAGCAAGACCAACCUCUACAUCCGGGGGCUGCACCCCGGCACCACAGACCAGGACCUGGUCAAGCUCUGCCAGCCCUAUGGGAAGAUCGUCUCCACCAAAGCCAUCCUGGACAAGACAACCAACAAGUGCAAAGGUUAUGGUUUUGUGGACUUUGACAGCCCCACAGCCGCCCAAAAGGCCGUCACGGCGCUGAAGGCCAGCGGGGUCCAGGCUCAGAUGGCCAAGCAACAGGAGCAGGACCCCACCAACCUGUACAUCUCCAACCUGCCGCUGGGCGUGGACGAGCAGGAGCUGGAGGCGCUGCUGAAGCCCUUUGGGCAGGUGGUCUCCACCCGCAUCCUGCGGGACCCCCACGGGGCCAGCCGGGGGGUGGGCUUCGCACGGAUGGAAUCCACGGAGAAGUGCGAGGCCGUCAUCACCCACUUCAACGGGAAAUUCAUCAAAACCCCCCCGGGCACUGACACCCCCUCCCCAGCCCCCCCAGACCCCCUACUCUGCAAAUUCGCUGAUGGGGGGCAGAAGAAGCGGCAGAGCCAGGGCAAGUUCGUGUCCAACGGCAGAGCCUGGGCCCGGGACAGCGACGCGGGCACCGUGACCUUGGCCUACGACCCCGCGACGGCGCUGCAGAACGGGUUUUACCCGGCGCCCUACGGGCUGGCCCCCGGCCGGAUGCUCCCCCCCGCCGCCCUGGCCCCCUACCUGCCCUCCCCAGUGUCCUCCUACCAGGUCCACGGCCCCACCUGGAUGCACCAGUCCUACCUCGUGCAGCCCACGGGCGCGGUGCUGGCCCCCGCCGUGGACCACGCUGUCCCCCUCCAGCCCUCCGUGGUGGCCCCCCUGGCCCAGCAGCUCGGCCACCUCUCUCUGGGCAGCGCUGGCACGUACGUCCCCGCUGCCGCCGCCGUCCCCGGAGCCUUCAUCCCGCCGUACCCGCCGGUGCCCCCCGCCCUCCCGCUGGAGGACGGCGGAGCCGCCCCGACCCACGGCCCCAUCGAGUCCCCGUCCGAGCCCGGCGCCUUCCCCUACCCCUACCCCAAGUAGCGGCGGGGGGGGCCCGGCCCGAGGGACCCCCACCCACCCAAAUCCCCCGGGAGGGGCCGCGCCGGGACCCCCGCCCGGCCCGAGGGACCCCAGACCCACCGGGAAAGCUCCGAGCCCCUCCCGGGGGUCCCUGAGCCCGGG
Poecile atricapillus (Black-capped chickadee) is the source of this 1472-nucleotide messenger RNA. RefSeq names its product RNA binding motif single stranded interacting protein 2 (gene RBMS2). The transcript is spliced from 13 exons. NCBI's taxonomy places the organism in Eukaryota, Metazoa, Chordata, Aves, Passeriformes, Paridae. Bases 150 to 1331 code for a protein of 393 amino acids. The record is from RefSeq and is a predicted model, not a curated record. Gene Ontology annotation, cellular component: cytosol; nucleus; ribonucleoprotein complex. Gene Ontology annotation, molecular function: poly(U) RNA binding; mRNA 3'-UTR binding; poly(A) binding.